Molecule: messenger RNA, 201 nt
Organism: Iphiclides podalirius (scarce swallowtail)
Lineage: Eukaryota; Metazoa; Arthropoda; Insecta; Lepidoptera; Papilionidae
Source: the annotation of a GenBank genome assembly
AUGGAAACGCCCAAGACACGAAUCCCGAUGGCAACACUCAAAGGCCCGCCGCCCCGCUCCAUCCUCCUAUUACCAGCUAAUGGAAAAAACGUCGGGCGAAAAGGAAAAGAGACAACAGCGCUCGUCCCAAACAGCAAAGUCAGUCGUCUAUACUCAAAGCGCCGAUACAGUGGGCUCGAUGAGCGGCCGGAGGAAAAAGGC